CUACCCGUACUCUAGUACACCAUACUUUGUUUGCUUGUGUUCUGUGCACGACUUCACGUGAUUCUGUGGUGGAGUUGUGGUGGCUGUGUUUACGGCACGUGGUGAGCGAGCAGGUAUACAAAUUCACUUCCCUGCCGCUGUCGCUUACGAGCACCUUCAAAGCUUCUGCUGAUCUUAGUUGUGCCCGUCAAGAUAUAGGCCAUCUCUGCACCGUUGACAACAAUUAGCCGCAAGUGCUGAUUGCGGCUGGUUGGCUCAGUCCAGAAACAGGCCUCACAAAUGCGAUGAGCCUAGCUGAAAGCAUCACUGCCAAAAGGGUACGCCACGCUCCUUCGAAGGUUGUUGGUCAGGUAGAGGUUGGCAUGCAGCACAACUUGCCUCUGGCUGACAAGUCUGUUGGGUGCUCGUUCAAACCAGGGAGCGAGUCUAGGAGCGUGCAGACUACGGAGGCUGUGGAACAGUUAAGCUCCACCUCAGCAUCAAGACCUUUAAUUUCUGCAUCAACUGCCAAAUGUGACUACUCAAAGCAAGGAUGCUUCCACCGAUGUCAGCUAUGUGACUAUGAGACUGAUGAACUAUUUCUUCUGGAAGAACAUGCCAGCAACCAUACUGGCGAGAAACUGUUUCAUUGCCCUUUAUGCCAUCGGAGGUUUCCACAGAAGCAGAGACUGAAAACCCACCUGCUCACCCACACAAUCAAGACGCCAUUUCAGUGCACUUCAUGCUUUCGGAGCUUCUCGGAUAAGGCUCACCUGAAAGACCACUUGCGUAUCCAUACGGAGGAGAAACCGUUUCAUUGCCUUUUAUGCCCUCAGAGCUUCUCACGAAAGUAUGACCUGAAAGAUCACCUGCGCACCCACACAGGCGAGAAGCCAUAUCAGUGCCCUUCAUGCUCUCGCGGCUUCUCAAAAAAAUGUCACCUGAAAGCACACCUGGUGACUCACACAAACGAGAAGCCAUAUCAGUGCCCUUCAUGCUCUCGGAGCUUCUCGCGAAAAACCUCCCUGAAAGACCACCUGUGCAGCCACACAGGUGAGAAGCCAUAUCAGUGCCCUUCAUGCUCUCGGGGCUUCUCACGAAAGGGCUACCUGAAAAAGCACCUCCCCACUCACUCAGGCGAGAAGCCAUUUGAGUGCCCUUUAUGCUCCCAGGCAUUCUUACGAAAGUAUGACCUGAAAGCGCACCUGGUGACUCACACAAACGAGAAGCCAUUUGACUGCCCUUCAUGCUGUCAGACCUUCUCACGAAAGUAUGACCUGAAAGUUCACCUGCGCACCCACACAGGCGAGAAGCCAUAUCAGUGCCCUUCAUGCUCUCAGAGCUUCUCACACUGCAGCACCUUCAGGAAACACAUGAGGCGAGAAGCGAUUUCAGUGCCCACUCUACCUUCAGAGAUUCUCGUUCAGAAAUGCCCUAAAGAUACACCAUGCAGUGCAUUCAUACAGGUGACCGGCCAUAAAGUUGCACCGUCUCCUCCAGGUCCUCAUCACUUGAACGGACUUCAGAGAGCACAGCACCAUGGUGCUGUAAUUUGCAUCCUCAAUGUCUUGACUCAUUGUCAUAAGACUGUGGCUAGCUGUACAAUGCAGUUUCUGCGCCACAAGCUGUCAGUGAAUGGUGGCCUCACAAAUGCGAUGAGCCUAGCUGAAAGCAUCACUGCCAAAAGGGUACGCCACGUCCCUUCAAAGGUCCUUGGUCAGGUCGAGGUUGGCAUGCAGCACAGCUUGCCUCUGGCUGACAAAUCUGUCGGCUGUUCGUUGAAACCAGGGAGUGAGUCUAGGAGCGUGCAGACUACGGAGGCUGUGGAACAGUUAAGCUCCACUUCAGCAUCAAGGACUUUAAUUUCUGCAUCAACUGCGAAAUGUGACAUCUCAAAGCAAGGAUGCUUCCACCGAUGUCAGCUAUGUGACUAUAAGACUGAUGAACUAUUUCUUCUGGAAGAACAUGCCAGCGUCCAUACUGGCGAGAAACUGUUUCAUUGCCCUUUAUGCCCUCAGAGCUUUCCACAGGAGCAGAGACUUAAAACCCACCUGCUCACCCACACAAUCAAGACGCCAUUUCAGUGCACUUCAUGCUUUCGGAGCUUCUCGGAUAAGGCUCACCUGAAAGAUCACUUGCGCAUCCAUACGGAGGAGAAACCGUUUCAUUGCCUUUUAUGCCCUCAGAGCUUCUCACGAAAGUAUGACCUGAAAGUUCACCUGCGCACCCACACAGGCGAGAAGCCAUAUCAGUGCCCUUCAUGCUCUUGGGGCUUCUCAAAAAAAUAUCACCUGAAAGCACACCUGGUGACUCACACAAACGAGAAGCCAUAUCAGUGCCCUUCAUGCUCUCGGAGCUUCUCGCGAAAAACCUCCCUGAAAGACCACCUGUGCAGCCACACAAACGAGAAGCCAUAUCAGUGCCCUUCAUGCUCUCGGAGCUUUUCGCGAAAAACCUCCCUGAAAGACCACCUGCUCACCCACACAGGCGAGAAGCCAUAUGAAUGCCCGUCAUGCUCUCAACGCUUCUCGCGCAAGUCCUGCAUGAAAGCCCAUCUGCACACCCACACAGGUGAGAAGCCAUAUCAGUGCCCUUCAUGCUCUCAGAGCUUCUUGCGAAAGACCUCCCUGAAACAGCACCUGUACAGCCACACAGGCGAGAAGCCAUACCAGUGCCCUUCAUGCUCUCGGGGCUUCUCACAAAAGCAACACCUGAAAGCGCACCUGGUGACUCACACAAGCGAGAAGCCAUUUGACUGCCCUUCAUGCCGUCAGAGCUUCUCACGAAAGAGCAACCUGAAAGUCCACCUGCGCAUCCACACAGGCGAGAAGCCAUAUCAGUGCCCUUCAUGCUCUCAGAGCUUCUCAUACUUGAGCACCUUCAGGAGACACAUGAGGCGAGAAGCCAUUUUAGUUCCCACUCUACCUUCAGAGAUUCUCGUUCAGAAAUGCCCUGAAGAUACACAAGUGCAUUCAUACAGGUCAUCAAGACCUUUAAUUUCUGCAUCAACUGCCAAAUGUGACAACUCAAAGCAAGGAUGCUUCCACCGAUGUCAGCUAUGUGACUAUGAGACUGAUGAACUAUUUCUUCUGGAAGAACAUGCCAGCGACCAUACUGAAUGUCACCUGAAAGCACACCUGGUGACUCACACAAACGAGAAGCCAUAUCAGUGCCCUUCAUGCUCUCGGAGCUUCUCGCGAAAAACCUCCCUGAAAGACCACCUGUGCAGCCACACAGGUGAGAAGCCAUAUCAGUGCCCUUCAUGCUCUCGGGGCUUCUCACGAAAGGGCUACCUGAAAAAGCACCUCCCCACUCACUCAGGCGAGAAGCCAUUUGAGUGCCCUUUAUGCUCCCAGGCAUUCUUACGAAAGUAUGACCUGAAAGCGCACCUGGUGACUCACACAACCGAGAAGCCAUUUGACUGCCCUUCAUGCUGUCAGACCUUCUCACGAAAGUAUGACCUGAAAGUUCACCUGCGCACCCACACAGGCGAGAAGCCAUAUCAGUGCCCUUCAUGCUCUCAGAGCUUCUCACACUGCAGCACCUACAGGAAACACAUGAGGCGAGAAGCCAUUUCAGUGCCCACUCUACCUUCAGAGAUUCUCGUUCAGAAAUGCCCUAAAGAUACACCAUGCAGUGCAUUCAUACAGGUGACCGGCCAUAAAGUUGCACCGUCUCCUCCAGGUCCUCAUCACUUGAACGGACUUCAGAGAGCACAGCACCAUGGUGCUGUAAUGUAGGUCAACAAUCUUGUUGAACUAGAGUCUUAGUUACUUACUCUUAGAUUCUGUGCUGCAAGAUUAGACGGUCACACGUGCAACGAAACGACAAUGGGUCCAUUGAUAAAGCAUGUGCGUGUGAUGACGGUGAAAACAUACGGUCGUAACUUUUUUCUGAGUGGAUUCUAAUUUGGAAAUAUCCUUUAUGCGUUGAGGCGACCACACUACAGAAGCAUACUCUAAAACAGGUCUAAUUAGUGAUUUAUAGGCUGUAAGCUUGCACUCUUUAGUGCCUUGUUUUAAAGUUCGUUUUAGGCACCCUAAUUUUUGCAGCGCUUUAUAGCAGACUAUUGAUAUGAUUAUGCCAACUAAGGGGUGGCAUAACUAAGGUUAGGUUAGUUGUGAAAGUAAGUCCAAAGCAUUUGUACUUGUUAACUUCGUUAAUACUGUACCCUUGAGUGCCGUACGUGAAUUUUAGGGGCUGUUUCUUGUUAGUAAAAGUCAUUGCCACAGUUUUGCUGAAGGUAAUGUUUAUCUGUCAUGUGUUACUCCAGUCUGAAAAUGAUGAAAAUAUGUUGUUAAGCACUUUUUGAUCACGAAGAGUACGAAUGUUGGAAUAGAUCACGCAAUCAUCUGCGUAGAGAUAUUUUCACUUGUGUGUUUCUGGCUACUUCAAUAAUGUCAUUAACAUAUAUGAUGAAUAAGAGCGGCCCGAGAACUGAGCCCUGCAGCACCCGUGACAUUACCUGAGCUAUAGAAGAGGUUUUGCAAUUAAAAGUGACAGAUUGAAGUCGGAGGUGCAGGUAACCGGAUAUCUAGUCAAUUAGUUUAUUACCAGGAAAGAUUGCAGCAAGUUGUAGUAUUCAAUGGCUUACCCUGUGAAAUGCUUUUGAGUAGUCGAAAAAGAUGGCAUCAAGCUGACCGCGGUUAUUUAGUGAUAUGGCUAUGUCAUGCGUAAAUUCUAAUAAUUGUGCUGUAGAAAAUCCUGGUCGAAAACCAUGCUGCUGUGGGGACAGAAAGUUAUUUGCCGAUAAAUACUGAAUGAUGUGCUCGAGAAGUUUGCAACAUGUGGGCAGCUAGUGAUUAGCUGUUUGCUACCAGAAUUGAAGAUGGGAAUGAUGUUAGCUUGUUCCUAAACCUGGGGAACUCAGAGACGUCUCAAGAGAUUUGUUAAAUAUAACUGUCAAGUACCGGGCAUUCCCUUCAGAGUAUCGCUGUAAAUAUUUGUUUGGCCCUCCGUCAGCUCCAAAACUUUUUGUAGUAUCAAUUGUUAGUAAUAAGUUGUGAACACAAGCGUAAGUUAUAACGAGAGCAGGACGCUCUGGUAAAGUGUUGUUGAUGCAAAAAGGGGGACCGACGCCAUCGUCCUGACAAAAAACAGACUGAAAAUAAGCGUUGAAAGUUUUGGAAAUAAUCAGAGGAUCAGAGAAAGGGUGAUCGUUAAUGAUCAAUGAUGAAGUGUCAUGAGCAGCCGGAAGCACCGUUUUCAAAACAUCGAUGAGUUUUCUUUCAAGAAUGUUGAUAACAUGGUGUCGAAAUAAAAGUGUCUGGCUUUGUGCA
Messenger RNA from Dermacentor albipictus, 5258 nucleotides. The record is from RefSeq and is a predicted model, not a curated record. Lineage: Eukaryota; Metazoa; Arthropoda; Arachnida; Ixodida; Ixodidae.